Molecule: messenger RNA, 3557 nt
Organism: Arabidopsis lyrata subsp. lyrata
Lineage: Eukaryota; Viridiplantae; Streptophyta; Magnoliopsida; Brassicales; Brassicaceae
Exons: 5
Coding region: 582-3368 (928 amino acids)
Source: RefSeq, a predicted model, not a curated record
GUUUGCUGCAAACUAUCAUGAUAAAGGACCAAAAUAUACAGCAAACUUGGGUAUUUUGUUUAUUCUAAACGUUAGUAAUCUGGAUAAAUAAUUCCAAUUUGUUGAUUAUGGUAUACAACUAGUAUUAUAAAACAAAAAAUCGGGAAAAUGGAAGGGAAGAGACAAGUGGCAGCAAAUUACGGAUGCACAGAACUCAGUAAGUAUAAUAGUACCAAACACGCCCCUUUCCCAUUUCCACUUUUUUCAUUUUAACUAGACUUUUUUUAAAAAACAAAAAAAUUUGAACUUUCAAAUAAACUCUGAAACCAUUUCCCAUUACCUCUUUUCUCCGUCGUCUGGUUCGUUCUUCUCCUCCAUCUCUCUUCCUCUUUCUCUUAAUUUCUUCUUCUUCUAUACCUUCUCUUGUCUUAGAUCCCAGAGAAUCGUCUGCAUUUUUCUCAGGAGUUAUGAUUCCUCAGAAUAUCUUCCUCUGAUUUUCUCUAACCCAGUAAAUUUCCCGAUCUAGAUUCACCUCUCCGUGCUUUUUUCCCCCCUCAAAGCUCCGUCAAAUGUUUUCCCCGGAGGUGAACAGUGAGUGAAAGAUGAACAGAUUUCGACUCAGCGACCUGAGUUCUCGAGAUCGAUUACCUUCUUCUCAAGUGCCCACUUCUCAUCAAGGAAAGAAACAGAAGAGUCAGAAACUCAAAUCUUCAAGGUCUUCUUCUGAAUUCAACUCUUGUCUUUCUGAAGCUUUGAGUGAAAACAAGCAAGAUUUUCAUACUGGGGUACCGAUGAAAAGUUUGUUGGCACAAGAAAUGUCAAAGCACAAGGAAUCUAAAAAGAGAUCACCAAGCAUUAUAGCCAGAUUGAUGGGUCUCGAUGUUUUGCCUUCUCAGAGCUCUCCCCAUAGGCAACAAAAGUCUAUGGAGAGUCAGCAAGGCAGGAGUGGUGGAGGCAGUUCUUAUGAUGGUAAUAAAUCUCUUGGAUGGCGCUCUAAGGGUGAGCAAAAGUUUAAAGAUGUUUUCGAAGUUUUGGAUGCAAAGAUGGCAGAGAGCAAUCGAAACUUAUAUCAUCAGGGGAGGGUCAAUGCUAAUCUAACACAGGCCGAGAUGGCAUUCAUAAGGCACAAGUUCAUGGAGGCUAAGCGGCUAUCAACAGAUGAUAAACUUCGUCAUUCUAAAGAGUUUAAUGAUGCGCUUGAGGCUCUAGACUCUAACAAAGACCUCUUACUGAAGUUUCUUCAGCACCCGGAUUCAUUAUUUACAAAACAUCUGCAUGAUCUUCAAAGCACACCUCACAAGCCACAGUACCGUCAAGCACCAUCCUUGAAGUCGCCAAACAGCCAGAGGCAUGUGGAUAGUGUGAAAACUCAGAAAGUUGAUAAGGACUUGUCGAGGAAGAGUCAUCGGUCGCCUCAUCGGCAUGGUGGUGGUGGUAGUGGUUGUCCUAGCCGUUCUCAUACUAGGCGUGCUUCUUAUGACACGAUUGACUUACCAAAUGAGGAGCUGAGAAAGAGGAGUGAGCUGCAGCCAACCAAGAUUGUUGUUCUGAAACCUAACCUCGGGGAGCCACGUUAUGCUGGUAGAAAUUUUGCAUCGCCAAGCUCGUCUUCCGAUGAGUUCAGAGCAGAUCGGAGGCUUCCAUGCACCACCAAUCAUGGCAGGCAGAAAAGUAAUGAAGAUGUCCGUCUUUCAAGACAGAAUUCAAGAGAUUCUGGAGAAAUGGCCAAAAUAAUGGCUAGGCAAAGGAAGGCGAGCUGUGGCAAUGGUAGUGCCAUGAGUUUUGAGACUUCAGGAUUUAGAGGAUAUGCAGGGGAUGAAAGCUCAUCAGGGAGUGACUCCGCAAGUGAAUCAGAGCUAGUGCCAGUAACUUCAGGAACAAGAACCGCCUUUAACCGUAGGAACUACCAUCGAUCUUUGCCUUCCAAGUCAACAACAUCAUCUGUGAGUAGGGAAGCCAAGAGGAGACUGUCAGAGAGAUGGAAGCUGACACACAAGUUUGAGCACGAGAUAGAAAUUAGUAGAAGCGGCACAUUAGCUGAAAUGCUUGCAACUUCAGAUAGGGAGGCAAGGCCAGCAAGUUUUAAUGGACUCAGUUUCGAAGAUGGGAUUAGUAAAAGAUUUGAGAACAACAUUCAUUGGUCUGAAUUGCCAGAGCCGGUUGGAAUCAGCAGUAGGGAUGGUUGGAAAGGAUACUGCUCGAGAAGUUUUUCAAAAUCCAAAACCAUCAUGAACCAGGAAAGCACUUGUGGUGGUUACACCAUAGUGUUGCCUAAGGGGUUGAUCAAUCGAGAUGGAUUAGUGCAGGGGAAUUCUUCUCAUCAUGGAGAGCCUUCCUUAUCAAGCAAAUCUAGACCCGGCAGUAACAAAUCUCAUUCAUCAUACAAUAGUUCGCCAGAGGUCAGCAUCACCCCAAGUUUAAGCAAGUUUGUUUAUAUGAACGAAGGGGUUCCAAAAGAAAAGCUCUCUCCUUUUCAAGCACGUAACAGUUUCUCAGGAGAUGCAAAUUCAGACACUGAGGAUAGUUCAGCUUCUGAUGAUAUCAAGACAGCAAUGUCUUCUGAGGCUCUAGAUUUGUCAACUGUCACCUCGGUAACUGACCCUGAUAUCUCAAGGAGGACAACUGAAGAUGUGAAUCAUUCUUUGGUUCCUGAGCCACAGUCUCAUGAAAGCUUAAAAGAAGGAGAUCAACCAAGUCCGGUUUCAGUUCUAGAAGCUUCUUUCGACGAUGAUGUUUCAUCUGGUUCUGAAUGCUUUGAGAGUGUUAGCGCGGAUCUCCAAGGACUCAGGAUGCAACUUCAACUCCUCAAACUCGAGUCAGCUACUUACAACGAAGGUGGCAUGCUCGUUUCGAGUGAUGAAGAAGACACAGAUCAAGAGGAGUCAUCCACAAUAACUGAUGAGGCGAUGAUUACCCAUGAGCUCGGAGAAGAAGACUGGAAGUCAUUAUACUUAGUUGAUCUCCUAGCCAACUCCAAUUUCAGUGGCUCAGACCACAGCAUUGUCAUGGCAACAACAACACCUGUAGAUCCAUCCUUGUUUGAGGAUCUCGAGAAGAAGUAUUCCAGCGUGAAAACCUCAACCCGGUUAGAAAGGAAACUCCUAUUUGACCAGAUCAGUAGAGAAGUACUCUAUAUGUUAAAGCAGUUUUCGGAUCCACACCCUUGGGUUAAAUCCACAAGGGUAUGCCCGAAAUGGGAUGCAAACAAGAUUCAAGAGACUCUUCAAGAAUUGGUCACAAGAAAAGAUGAGAAACCAAGCAAAGAUAAUGUGGAGGAGGAGUUGCAGUGGCUGAGCUUAGAAGAUGAUAUUGAAAUCAUAGGUAGAGAGAUUGAGGAAAUGCUGACAGAUGAACUCAUAGCAGAGCUUGUGGUAGGUGCAAUCUUCUAGAAAGUUAAAUAAUCUUUCUGUAACAUAGUUUUAAGGGGAAAAAUAAACAGGAUAAUGCAAUAUGUAAUGAGAACUUCAUCAUAAAGAAGCAUGUGUCCCUGUAAUGAUAGUUUCAUCAUAAAAGUAGGAAAGUCUCAACAUUUUACCAUUGAUCUGAUUCAAACAAAUGAGAGGAAGACAAUACAAAUA